AUGCCUCUCGGCGGACUUCCGGCGCUGGCCAAGACCUGCGAUGACUACAGAAUUGAUUCUCGCUCAAUGUUUACUUCUGGUUCCGUACUUGGCUUUUCCCGUACUCAGCCUCGAGUGGCAAUCGGUUGGGAAAGCGUCAAGUAUCCCGCUGGGACAGGCGGGUUUUACGCGUCUCCUUUCGCCUUCACAAGCACAUACAAUAUCGCUGCUGUUGGCUCUGGGUUGCGGAAUGGCACAACUCCUGCCCCGGGCCGAAAAGGCGCUAUCUGCCAUAACAUUACACUCCUCAACGUAGCAGGCACCUACCAAGCUCCCGCCCGAACCGCAACACACAUCCACGAAGCCGCCCGGGGAGCAUCCGGGCCACCUCGUCUCGCGUUCCCCAACCCAGUUGGUGACGAUAAGAAGAGAGUCGGUGUUGGCUGUUUGACGGGUCCGUUUACCACUGGAUUUGAAUGGAUUGAGGAGAAUCCGGCCGGGUUCUUUGCGGAUUCUCAUACGAAUUUAUUUUCGUUUGGGGUUGUAAGGGGGCAGCUUGCUUAG
Molecule: messenger RNA, 543 nt
Organism: Hyaloscypha bicolor E
Lineage: Eukaryota; Fungi; Ascomycota; Leotiomycetes; Helotiales; Hyaloscyphaceae
Exons: 5
Coding region: 1-543 (180 amino acids)
Source: RefSeq, a predicted model, not a curated record